Molecule: messenger RNA, 846 nt
Organism: Symbiodinium necroappetens
Lineage: Eukaryota; Dinophyceae; Suessiales; Symbiodiniaceae
Source: the annotation of a GenBank genome assembly
GCUUGGGGACAGGUUGUUUGGCUGGACUUGGUGGCACGGCCUUGGCAGCUUUGGGAUCCAACACGGCCGGGGCUGCAGGCAAAGGACCCGGCUUCGGUUUCGGCUUUGCAGCUGGCACAGCUUUUGCAGCUGGUGCUCCUGCCGGUGCAGCAACCGGUGCGGACGCAUCGGGAGAUGGCACUUGUGNNUUCGCUGCUGCCGGAGGCGCAGGCUUUGGUGCGGCUGGGGCCGGGGCCGGUGCGGACGCAUCAGGAGGUGGCACUUGUGGCUUUGGCUUCGCUGCUGCCGGAGACACAGGCUUUGGUGCGGCCGGUUUCGCAGCCACAGGUUUCGGUGCUGCAGGCUUUGCACUGGCUGUGGGUGGGAGUGGGGUCGGGGCCGGUGUGGACGCAUCGGAAGGUGGCACUUGUGGCUUUGGUUUCGCUGCUGCCGGAGGCGCAGGCUUUGGUGCGGCUGGGGCCGGGGCCGGUGUGGACGUAUCGGGAGGUGGCGCUUGUGGCUUUGGCGACGCAGGCUUUGGUGCGGCCGGUUUCGCGGCCACAGGUUUCGGUGCUGCAGGCUUUGUGCUGGCAGGGGCCGGGGCCGGUGCGGACGCAUCAGGAGGUGGCACUUGUGGCUUUGGCUUCGCUGCUGCCGGAGACGCAGGCUUUGGUGCGGCCGGUUUCACUGCCACAGGUUUCGGCGCUGCAGGCUUUGCGCUGGCUGUGGAUGGGAGUGGGGCCGGGGCCGGUGUGGACGCAUCGGGAGGUGGCGCUUGUGGCUUUGGCUUGGCGGGUGCUACAGACUUCGCCUUGGGAGGACCUGGGGGCUUUGGAUUGGCUUUUGCAGCAGCCGGCUGCAUGCUAG